CAGCGCUGGAUGGAUGGCGCCGGUGGGGGCUGCGUGGAGCCGAGCUGAGCGGAUACGCCCACGGCUCAGCCUCCUCUCCGCCGUUAAAUCACACGGUGGGACACGCGAGCGGACGGAGACUGUUGUCGACUUCAUCCGGGGGCAGGAAAGGACAUGGGAGCGUCUGGCCGGCCCAAACAACAUUCGUUUGACAGGAGCCGCCAGAGGACGACUUGCCAAAGGACGAGUGACAAACAGAUGCCAACAGCGGCUCUGGCAGGGAGCAGGCGGAUUCUGAAGAAGUAAAGCACGGCUGGAGAGGGGCCGGCUUGUAUGGGGGCCAAAUCCCCGUCCAAGACACACUGCUGCGCCUCAGUCCACCGCCUCCGUCCUGCCUCCUCUUUUCUCCCAUUCGCCUUCUGUCACUCUCAUGGGAGUGACAUAGAAGCCUCCGAAGGAACGGGGGCGUCCACGUAGGGAUGUCGUGGAAAAGGAACUACUUUGCGUCCGGCGGCGGAGCGGUCAGCGGGGUGCAGGGGCUGGCGACCCCAAGAACCAUGACCUCUAUCGCGCCCAGCAAAGGCUUGAGCAAUGAGCCGGGACAGAACAGCUGCUUCCUGAACAGUGCCCUGCAGGUUUUGUGGCAUCUUGACAUCUUCCGCAGGAGCUUUCGCCAGCUGACCACGCACAAAUGCAUGGAGGAUUCUUGCAUCUUCUGUGCACUCAAGAGCAUCUUUGCCCAGUUCCAGUUCAGCAGCGAGCGGGUGUUGCCAUCCGACGCGCUUCGGAGCGCCCUGGCCAAGACCUUCCAGGACGAGCAGCGUUUCCAGCUGGGUAUCAUGGACGACGCCGCGGAGUGCUUUGAAAAUCUUCUGAUGCGGCUACACUUCCACAUCAGCGCAGAAAGCCGAGAAGAUAUCUGCACGGCCAAACACUGCAUCCCGCACCAGAAGUUUGCCAUGACCCUGUUUGAGCAGUGCGUGUGUACCAGUUGCGGCGCCACGUCGGACCCGCUACCCUUCAUUCAGAUGGUUCAUUACAUAUCUACCACGUCCCUAUGUAACCAAGCGGUGAAGAUGCUGGAGUGUCGCGAGAAAGCCACACCGGACAUGUUUGGGGAACUUCUUCGCAACGCCAGCAACAUGGGAGAUCUGCGCAACUGCCCUAGUAACUGCGGAGAGGUGUUACGUAUCCGCCGCGUGCUGAUGAACUCGCCAGAGAUCGUCUCUAUCGGGUUGGUGUGGGACUCGGACCACUCUGACCUGGCUGAGGACGUCAUACACAGCCUGGGCACCUGCCUGCGCCUGGGAGACUUGUUCUACCGUGUGACAGAGGAGCGAGCUCGCCAGGCAGAGCUCUACUUGGUGGGCAUGGUGUGCUACUACGGCAAGCACUACUCCACCUUCUUCUUCCAGACCAAGAUACGCAAAUGGAUGUACUUCGACGAUGCCCACGUCAAAGAGAUUGGCCCUAAGUGGAAGGACGUGGUGUCCCGCUGUAUCAAAGGCCAUUAUCAGCCACUGCUUCUGCUCUACGCCGACCCCCGUGGGACGCCGGUGAUACUGCAAGAGAGCGCAAGCCCCUACGCCGGCACCGACCCGCAACUGGAGCUCCAGCACGGCAGCAGCAAGGCCGGCUACGACAGCGAAGACUCGGGUCGAGAGCCCUCCAUUUCUAGCGACACCCGCACGGACUCAUCGACGGACAGCUCAAGCCACCGCGCCUACCGCAGCCGGCCGCUGCACCAGUCCACGGGAAGCCACCUGUCCAGCGACUCUCAGACCACCGUGGUCCCCAAUUACGAUCUCGGAACGCCGUCACACACUGCCGACACAGGAGAAUUAGCAGUGGAGGGCCCUCCCCGGCCUCCCUCACCGCCCCUGCAAGAGUACAAGGAGACGGCCGUCUUCCUGCUCUCAUCACGGCGGCCGCUCACUUCCUCUUCAUCCUCCUCUCGGGCCCUGUCCUCCUCUUCCUCUUCGGGGGUGGGCGGCUGCGAGAGUGGGGUCGGGGGGCCUCACUGGGAGAAUGAGAGCACCAGCAGCGAAAGCAAGUCCAGUUCCUCUGGUGGCUGCUACCGCCCCACCUGGAGGCCCCGAAGAGAAGCUCUGAACAUCGACAGCAUCUUCUCAGGCCACAGCCAACGGAUCUGCUCUCAGGGGUACCACACUAUGCCGGGACCCUCUCACUUGCCUCCACCCCAGCCGGCCAUACCCUGCCUGCGGCCCACCACGCCUACACCGCGGAGCUCACAACCCUCGGAGGGCAGGGAGGCUGCAGUGCUGGAGGCCAGAUCCAGGCUGAUUGGGCAGGCCAGAUCUACAAUGGGCCCCCCUGCUCCUCCGCCUCUGAGGGGGGUAGAGCACCAACCUCGCCUGAUACAGAGGAUGGAGAGCGGCUACGAAAGCAGCGAGAGAAACAGCAGCAGCCCUGACAGGGAGGUGGGGCAACAAAAACGGGCGCUAAUGUCCGGACCAUCAUGGCGCUCAGUGCCCAAGUCAAAGAGCACCGGCGCUAUCCUACAGGAGUCACCUUCACCCGGCUGGUGUCGCACCGCCAACCCUGGACGCAGCGAGCUGGAUGAGCUCCAGGAGGAAGUGACCAGGAGAGCCCGCCAGCAGGAGCAGCAGAAGCGCAAGGAGGCAGAGCAAGAGGCGGCCAUGGGCUUCAACCCCAAACCUAGCAAAUACAUGGACCUGGAUCAGCUCCAGCACCAGGCUGUGCUCAGACCCCUGCAUGAGGCUAGCGCUCCGAGCGGCUCGACCGUAGCCGCGUGCAUGAGGAGCGCUGGCGGCCCGCUCAAAGGCAGGCAGGAACAGGAAGCGCAACAGCGGGAGUCAGGAAGCACCCCCUGCCCACAGGGGCCUCGCAGUGAACAGCCAGGCCCGGUCCAGGUACUGCUGACACCCAAUCAGAAGGAGGAAGAGGACUAUGACCAGGAAGAGGACGCAGCUUUGAGCCAAGACCCGCCUCCUCUGCCUCCACCUCCACCCUAUCGCCACCCGGUGACUCCUCCCCAUCCAGCGCUAACCCUCAGCAUCACCCACCCGUGCGCCCCCUCCAGUGACGUCAGUGGGGGGGUGAGGCUGUGUGAGUUUCUCCAAGCUGGGGGGGUGAGCGUCAGACCCUUGGGGAGGCACUUGGCUAUUUCCCUGCCGUCGCUUCCGCUCUGCUUUUGGGAGGCGCCGGUUACGCUCCCCCCGCCUCCGCCGCCCCCCGUCACCAAACCUAUCACGCCUCUCUGGCAGCCCCCCCAGCCCAGUUCCACCUCAGCCCCUCAGCAUUGGCCGCCCUCCGACGGAGCCACCCGCCAUUGGUCCUCCUGGAGUCUAGAUCGCCCUGACGCCAUGGUGACACCCUACGACACCCCACCGGACCGCUACGCCGCCAUCCCUUUGCAAGCGCCCAGGCCUGGUCGGCACCCAGCUCGGGGGAACUACGGCUCCCAGUAUGCCUCGGGGCAACACGGCUGUGACCGUGAGGAGCCGGAACUAACAGAGCUCACGGAGCUUGACACCCUUUACCAGGCCAGUCUGCAGGCUGGGAAGACAGGCUGCAGCCCAUCAGAGCGACUCAUCUCCAGGGUUGGAGGGCCAACUCGCUCUAGAACCCCCAACGCAGACAUGGAGAGGAGCGUGUUUGGGCCAGACGGCGCCAGCACCCCCACCUACCUCAACAAGCCAAUGAUGUUGCAGGGACUGCGUUUAGGGGCGGGGCCAAACGAGGAGGGGGACAACCCAAGGAGAAUGGGACGCAGCCUGAGCGGCACAGUAGUGGUGACCCCACGACACGCACGUCUGACCGCCACCCGCAGCUUCGAGUUGUCGGGCAGCGCUGGGAGUUUCUGGCUGUGUCUGACCGGCGUCAAACUGUCCUCCAACCAGGGUCGUGCUCAGCCUCACUGAACCCUAAGAGCCCGCUUUGACGGGUGUGGAUCGGACAAAAGAUGCUCCUCUCCCGGAAUGCCGCUAACACGCAAACACCCACGCACGCGCACACCCACCUGCAACGCAACGUAGAGACCCCCUGCUUUGCCCCCUCCCUCGCCACACCUUCGCCCCUUGCCCCACUACUCUGUCUAUGCAGUCACAGUUGACCCUGACAACCUCAAACUUCUCCUGAUGUUGCUCCCCUUACGACACUUUCCUGGGGCAGAUGUGGGGACGCUCCGAGUAGCCACGCCUCUUCCUCUUUCUCCACGGGCAUUUCCUGGCGGACGCACACACGUAGCAGCGGAACUGUAUAUCUGAUAGACAGCCAUAAUUUCUCUUUUUGUUAUGUUUUUUUGCCCGAGGCCGUGUACAGAACAUGUAUGAACUCUAUGUUAACAAAUGAGACCUUAUGGAAUGUUAAAGAAUAUUCAACAUAGAAGUGGGGGUGCACUUCACAAGUGUCGAAGCAGGACAUUGUUUGCCCCCCCUACCCAACCCCACCGCCCUCCUCCUCUUUCUGACCCCCAAGCUCACCUACCUGAAUGACAGCUCUCCCGUUUCUACCGGGAGAUUGAACAAGAAAAGCGUCUCUUCUGUUAGAUCUUAUCAUUUCUGACACCUUUUUGAAUUCUUGCUCUAUUGUCAUCCAAAUAGGAGGGGUUAUGUCAGACUAAUUGUUAGGCUUUGGGUUAAGGUUGCAUAAAAACAGUCUAGGGUUACGUACUGUGGAUAUAAUUAGUCUUCACACCCUUCUUUAAAUGCCAUUUUUUCACAAUAUAAAAAAUAGAUGAAGAUAAAUUCAGAUUUACAGGAGUUUUAGUGUAAUUGGUGGAUCAGGGGUGUGUAGACUUUUUAUUUCCAUUCUGUGUUUGUCAGUCUAGUCUGGGUGAACCUUAACCGUAGUAGCGAGGCGUGACCAGGUGAGAAUGUAGCAUGGGCUUUCUUAACGGAACCAAGCUUUGACUCUAGUGCACUUUGCGAAGCGGAUGCGAUGGUAGAAGAAGUGCACUUUUUUCAGGAAGGCUGCUUGAAUGAAAAGGGGAUGCUUGUUUCACUUUUAAAUGGUCCUCAGGUUAAAAAAAAAUAAAACGUGAUAAACUUUAUUAUACUGAAUAGGCUAAGAUGUACACGUUGCUUUAUACGCUGUAUUAAGAGGUCUAUUUUCAGCCGGUGACGCGCUGAGAUGUCAAGCAGUUGUACAGUCACCCCACCCCCCCUUUACUAAGCUACAUUAUUAUGCUUUAUGCUGUUCGUGUAAAAAAAAAAAAGAAGUGCAAAUAGAUCGUUGUAACUAAACCAAAGGUUGGCAUUAUUUACCAGAGAUGUUUUCAUUUCUCUAUUUUAUUUUCAAUGUUAUUUUGAGGUUGCGGGAGAAUGUAGCCAAAUUGUAGCGCUUCAGUCCGCUAUGCAAGUCGAGCCUCCUCAGGAGGACCAUCACAACAAAACGCCCACCACCCAACACAAGAUUUCAUGUUUAAUGCUGCUGGUGAACUUUGUUGUUCUGCAUCUAUUUACGCUAUAGUUUCAACCAAUGGAAUGCAAAAGCAAAAUCGCUAAAAGAGGGGGAUAAGUGAGAAAGAGAGGGAAUGAAUGUAAACUAAAGGAUCAGAGCGUACGAGGAAGCAAGGGAAGCCGAUGUUUGUGUGUGUGUGUGUGUGUGUGUGUCAAAUUAAGGGGGGGGGGGGGGU
Syngnathus typhle (broad-nosed pipefish) is the source of this 5599-nucleotide messenger RNA. RefSeq names its product ubiquitin specific peptidase 54b (gene usp54b). Lineage: Eukaryota; Metazoa; Chordata; Actinopteri; Syngnathiformes; Syngnathidae. The record is from RefSeq and is a predicted model, not a curated record. Bases 459 to 3884 code for a protein of 1141 amino acids. Gene Ontology annotation, molecular function: cysteine-type deubiquitinase activity. The transcript is spliced from 20 exons. Gene Ontology annotation, biological process: protein deubiquitination.